AUGAAGAGAAUGGAUCUUUAUUACCAGACAGCUUUGAUGUACACGAGGGAGACUGUGGGUUCGAUAUUGUUGAUGCAAAUAUGGAAUCUGAUAACCAUAUAGGCGAUAAGGUUGUUAAUUCUAGAUAUGACUCUAAAUGUGACACAAUAGAGGUGAACUUUGAAAUAGAUAAAGAUGAACAUGGAAUGCAUUAUAAAGUAUCUGAUGUACCUAAUGCCGUCUUGUGUUUUGCAUUUGGAUUGCAGCAAGUGUUACUAAGUAUAAGUUCAACCAUUUCUAUUCCUUUGAUUGUCGCCAAUGAGAUUUGUGCUGGUGACCUUGACCUUGUGAAGUCAGAGAUCAUGUCGACGUUUUUAUUUAUGUGCGGACUUUGCACCAUAUUGCAGACGGCUAUAGGCGUGAGACUGCCAAUAAUACAAGGAGGAUGUCACAAGUUUAUACCUGCAGUUGCCGCACUUAUGGCCUUACCCAUCUGGAAAUGUCCGGAUCUAAGCCAAGUUACAAGUCUGGUUGUCCAUGGAAACGGAUCGGAAUUAAACGAAACAUUCGUACCGAGAUUUACCGAUGAUCAGCGGACAGACAUGUGGCAAACACGAAUGAGGGAGAUUCAAGGGGGAAUAAUUCUGUCAGCACUUGUACAGGUAUUUAUAGGAUGUACAGGUAUUCUUGGUUUGAUUUUACAUUGUAUUGGACCUAUAACCAUUGUACCAACUAUAACCUUGGUUGGACUAUCUCUAAUUGACGUAGCACUCCGCUUCUGCCAGGUUCACUGGGGAAUUACAAGUUUAACUGUGUGUCUUGUUUUCCUAUUUGCGCUGUACAUGAGUGAAAUCAAGAUUCCGUUUCCAGCAUAUAACAGACAAAAGAAAUGUCAUAUAAUAAAGUAUCCAGUAUUCAAACUACUGCCGGUGAUAUUAGCAGUUCUCAUUUCUUGGGGAGUAUGUGCCAUUUUAACUGUCACCGACAAAUUAUCAUCAGAUCCCAAAAGCCAGGAAUAUUUCACCCGCACAGACUCACGAACACAUGUUCUACAUGCUGCUAAAUGGUUCUACUUUCCGUACCCAGGUCAAUGGGGUCUUCCGACAAUUAGUGUUGCAAGUUUCAUGGCAAUGCUUGCCGCAACAAUGACAUCCAUAAUAGAAUCUGUUGGUGAUUACUACGCAUGCGCAAGAAUAUCUUGCGUUUCACCACCGCCUGCGCACGCAGUUAAUAGAGGCAUCGCCAUGGAAGGGUUUGGUAGCAUACUAUCUGGUAUUGUAGGAUCAGGAGGGGCGACAACUUCUUACAGCCAAAAUGUUGGCGCCAUUGGAUUUACAAAGGUGGCAAGUAGAAGAGCAUUCCAGGUUGCAGGGUUGAUAUUUUUAAUAUGUGGACUAUGUGGAAAAUUCGGCGCCUUGUUGACUAUGCUACCUGAUCCUGUACUAGGUGGUAUUGUUCUCGUCAGUUUUGGAAUGGUCACAGCUGUAGGACUGUCGAAUCUUCAGUUUGUAUCAUUACAGUCGAGUCGAAAUUUGGUGAUUAUAGGAUCCUCGUUGUUGAUUGGCUUAAUGGCUCCAAAAUAUAUUAUAUCCAAUCCAGGCUGUAUAAAAACAGGAAAUGACGAGAUAGAUCGUGUUUUAACAGUUUUAUUGAGCACUGCAAUGUUUGUGGGUGGUUUUGUAGGAUGUGUAUUAGACAAUACAGUUCCAGGUUCUGAUGAAGAAAGGGGUAUAAAAUCAUGGCGUAAGACAUACACGGCAGAUGUACCAACUGGUUCUGAUUCCGAGGAGGACAACACUUAUGAUCUACCAUUCAUUAUGAAGUGUCUAAAACGCCAGAGAUGGGCAGCAUAUAUUCCAUUCCUUCCUACAUUCCAGUUCAGUAUUGGAAAAUAUUUCAAAGGACUGUGUUCAAAAUGUAAAGGCAAAUCGUCAUGAUCAAGUUGUAUUUUUUACAUAUCCAUGUGUGUGAGUGUUUGAUAUGUUUUGAAAAUCAUAAUUUCACACUUUUUGAAGGGAGUGUUGUUCAAAUGUAAAUAGUAUUCAUCAUAAAAAUAUUUUUGUUUUAUAUGCAUAUCAUUUUACAGCAUAAUAGUUCACGGUUGACUGAAGCGAAGAUUAUGCUUAUUUUGCAUCGGACAUUGAUAGAUAUACAAUAUAGUUAACAAGUACAGUUUAUCAUUUAAUUAAGCAAAUCAUCCCCCCAUUCUUCCAUAUUAUUUACACGACUUGCACAUCAUGAAUUGAAACAACCAGAUUACUUCACACCUUAUAAACUGUAUCAUUGAACUACCAGCGUUUGCACCAUGCGUUUACCGAAUAUAAAUCAUUAUUGAAUCCCAGUUUUACCAAUUAAGCUAGUCUAAACAAAUUAUAUCAAAUAACUGUUGUACUCAAUCUACCAUUGUUUUCAUUUUUCAAGUCCAAAGCAUCCAUAUCAAGUCACUGUAGUACCUCAUCAAGCCUCUUUCCUUUAUUCCUUUUCAAUGUCAAACAUUCCUUUCAAACCAUUAUUGUAUAAGAAUUAUACAAAUUUGACAAAUUUAAAAUAGACCUUUAAAAUGAUAUACUGAAACUCUCCGAUGUCCUUAUAUCAAGUAUCAUUAUAAUUGUUCGUUGUAAUGAAACAUUUAAGAGUUUUUACCCUUGUUCUGGUAUGCAAUGGUCAUACAUGUAUAUUAUACACUGUGUUAUUUUAUAGUAUAGAAUUGUUUUGAUAUAUUCGCUUUAGCAAGAUUUGUUUUAUGUUUUUGUAAAUGUAGACAUAUUAUGCCAAUAUUUUUAUAUAGAACUACAACAUCAUCAGUGUCGGUAGUGCUAAUGAAGAUAAUAAUUAAAGAUUUAUAACGAA
Molecule: messenger RNA, 2829 nt
Organism: Ruditapes philippinarum (Manila clam)
Lineage: Eukaryota; Metazoa; Mollusca; Bivalvia; Venerida; Veneridae
Product: solute carrier family 23 member 1-like
Biological process (GO): transmembrane transport
Cellular component (GO): membrane
Molecular function (GO): transmembrane transporter activity
Source: RefSeq, a predicted model, not a curated record